AUGUUGUCUAACGUGAAAUUUCGCGCCACUCCGGAGGGCGUCCCCUAUGUCGUGGAAUUUUCCAACAUCAAGUUCGCCCCUCCUAAGUCCCGUUGGUCCCGCUCCUCCUGGACCUCGAGCACCACGACGUCCUCCGCGACCACAAGCGCAAGCAGGAUCUCCGACCUCCCACCACCUCCCCCGCCCAAACCAUUUCCCCGCGCGAAACAGAGCGGUGGCCACAACCUUCUCAUCCGGUUCGGGCACCAGAACUCGUCCGAGCGUCGCAGGCCGCGAAGACUCUCGCCGAGAGAGCUCUGGGAUAUGAAGCGCGCGAUCGCUGAUGCCGUCACCGCGGCGGGGAUGACGUCCUCUCCUGUGGAGAAGCACGACGCGUUGGGCGAGGCCAUUUCCCAGCGCCAAGCUGCAAUAAAGGUUGCCCCUCGCAACGCCGCAUCUGGCGCCUUGUACGCCGGGACGUACGGACAGAUGCUGGGAGCUAUGAAUUCUGCUGGCCUGGUCGCGACGGAGGUAUCGGAUGUCUGUGGAGCGACCUGGCUAGGUGCCAUUUUCGUGCCCAAGUCGAGGGGGGGCAACCUGCAGUUCUCGACAUUGAAUUUGUGGGCAUAG
Messenger RNA from Sparassis crispa, 609 nucleotides. RefSeq lists its product with no specific name. The transcript is spliced from 2 exons. The record is from RefSeq and is a predicted model, not a curated record. The coding region runs from base 1 to 609 and encodes 202 amino acids. Lineage: Eukaryota; Fungi; Basidiomycota; Agaricomycetes; Polyporales; Sparassidaceae.